AUGGGUUUAACUAUUUCCUCGCUCUUCAAUCGCCUUUUCGGCAAGAAGCAGGUAAGCCUUUUUUCAGAUGGUUCCUAUGUAAUAUUCGAAUGAUUCAGGUUCGUAUCCUCAUGGUCGGACUUGACGCUGCCGGAAAAACGACCAUACUUUAUAAGCUCAAGCUUGGAGAGAUCGUCACCACAAUCCCAACUAUCGGUGAGUACUUUUUUGUGUUGUGACGGAUGAAAAUAAUUUACACUCACUAUUGAAACAUCGGUUUGAUUGAACGUUGUUGAAUUAGGCAAACAUGAACUAUUUAGGAUUCAAUGUCGAAACUGUCGAAUACAAGAACAUCUCGUUCACCGUCUGGGAUGUCGGAGGUCAGGACAAGAUUCGUCCAUUGUGGAGGCAUUACUUCCAGAACACCCAAGGGCUCAUCUUUGUCGUAAGUUAUUAACUGUUCCACAGAAUGUAAAAAAACAAAUCUCAGGUUGAUUCUAACGACAAGGAACGUAUAGAAGAAUCUCGCGAAGAACUGCACAAGAUGCUUAACGAGGAUGAGCUUCGCGACGCUACUCUUCUCGUUUUCGCCAACAAACAAGAUCUUCCUAAUGCUAUGACUGCCGCCGAACUGACCGAUAAGCUUGGACUUCACAAUCUUCGUUCAAGACAGGUGAGUGGGACGCGGGAAUUGUUUAUCUCGUUCCGUUUAUCUAACCAACGGAUCGAAACGUAAAGAAUAGAGACAGAGAAUUGGGAAUAGAUCAAAUUGAAGAUAGUUAAAUAGGAGAGUGGCGGUUUCAAUCAAGUGGAAACUAAUUUUUGAAAAAAAUAAUCAUUUUUUCAGUGGUACAUCCAGGCCACCUGCGCUACCCAAGGACACGGACUUUACGAAGGACUCGACUGGCUCUCCAACCAACUCUCCAAGACCUAA
Molecule: messenger RNA, 913 nt
Organism: Caenorhabditis sp. 36 PRJEB53466
Lineage: Eukaryota; Metazoa; Nematoda; Chromadorea; Rhabditida; Rhabditidae
Source: the annotation of a GenBank genome assembly